Messenger RNA from Anopheles cruzii, 786 nucleotides. RefSeq names its product glutathione S-transferase 1-like. The coding region runs from base 1 to 786 and encodes 261 amino acids. Gene Ontology annotation, molecular function: glutathione transferase activity. Gene Ontology annotation, biological process: glutathione metabolic process. The record is from RefSeq and is a predicted model, not a curated record. The transcript is spliced from 2 exons. Lineage: Eukaryota; Metazoa; Arthropoda; Insecta; Diptera; Culicidae.
AUGCCUCUCGAUCUGUACUACAAUAUCAUCGCCCCGCCAUGUAGAGUGGUGUUGUUGUUUGCGAAGUGGUUAAAGCUCGAUGUGAAUCUCAUCGAGAUGGAUAUACUGAAGCGUGAUCAUUAUAAACCAGAAUUCGUCAAGCUUAACCCUCAACACUGCAUCCCGACCCUUGUCGAUGGGGACAUCGUAGUUUGGGAGUCCGGUGCGAUCGUUAUUUAUCUGGCCGAAAAGUACGGCAAGGACGACACUCUCUACCCGAAGGAUAUUGCACAGCGGGCAAAAGUUAAUCAGCGCCUAUUCUACGACAUGGGGACACUUUUGAAGAGCAUUCACAUCUACUAUCAGCCAAUACUGAUCGGAGGGGAGGGCAGAGCCGAGGAUCUCAAAAAAGUACAGGACGCGGUGGCGGUACUAGAGCGCUUCCUGCAGGAAAGUCGCUGGCUGGCUGGGGAGCACAUUACCGUGGCCGAUUUUACCACAGCCGUUACGGUGGCGGCAUUGGACGGCACGCUUAACUUCGAUCUCACCAUGUAUCCCAAUGUGGUCCGAUGGUACGAACAGUGCAAACAGGAGCUGGUAGGCUACACGGAAAUAACGAAAGAGGCCGCCCAAAGGACGCAGGGCUUUUUGGAUCGAUUCCGGACCAUGCGUGCCGCUGAACAGCAGCAACAACAGCACUUUACAGAGCUUCAAACGAAGCAGAAACCACUCCCAAGCACAACUAACAGCCAACAGGAUGCUAGCAGCUCACUGACUGUAGCUAAUGAACAAAGCAAUGGCCAAUGA